Messenger RNA from Phragmites australis (common reed), 2703 nucleotides. RefSeq names its product protein indeterminate-domain 7-like. Bases 975 to 2327 code for a protein of 450 amino acids. The transcript has 3 exons. Gene Ontology annotation, cellular component: nucleus. Gene Ontology annotation, molecular function: DNA-binding transcription factor activity. NCBI's taxonomy places the organism in Eukaryota, Viridiplantae, Streptophyta, Magnoliopsida, Poales, Poaceae. The record is from RefSeq and is a predicted model, not a curated record.
CUGUUCUUGAUUAUCUCUCAUCGAUCCCUCGCAUCUACUCACAGCUAUACACAGUGCCUGCUCUUCAAUUAGUCUGUCUAAUCAUUCCCAGAAUUUAGAAUCACCUUUAAUAUUAAAUUUAAUUGAUUGCUCCAAGAAAGAAAAAGGUUUCUUUUUCCUUUAUUUCCUUCAGAGGGCAAGCAUGGAAGGAGGCUGGAUUGCUCAGGCUUUAUCUUUCUGGCUCUCCCCUCUCCCCCUAAAGUAAGCAGCAGCAGCCAACAGCAGAUAAAGCUUGGUUUUUGUUUUGGUGCUACUGGCCUUCUUCCCCUUUGCUUCUCCGCCGAUACCUGCUGCAGACACUGUUCCUCUUCCCCCCUCCUCCCUUUUCUCUCUCAUGACCUCGGCUAUGACUGCGGCCUCUCUCUAGCCCCUCCUUUCCCCUCCUUUCCCCUUCUCCCUCGGUCCCUCCCUGUGCACGGCUGCAACGGCUGCAGCCAGCUCUAGAUAGAUAGAUAGAUGGCUGUUGUGUUCUGCUACUGCUACUGAUCAAGCGCAGAGAAGGAGAGGAGUGGAAAGAGAGAGAAGCAAGAAGACAGCAGGAGAGAGAGAGGAAGGGGAAAAAUCUGGAAUUGCUUUCCAGUCAUUGACCACCCAGUUUCCCCCUCGUUUGUCCCCUUUGCUUGCUGUUCCUUGUUAUUCCCUGAGAGCCUGAGCUGCCUUGGAGGCUGAAGCCCUGAACUCCUCACAUACCCCCUUGUCUGAUGCCUUGCCCCAUCCUCUUCCUCCAUUCUUGAGUUAGUGCCUCUCAGCAGAUAGAUUUAUUGCCAGCCCUUGAGGCUUCAGCUACAUAGAUUCCCUAGCUACAUAGAUAUAUAUACACACACAUACAAGAGCAAGAUCAGACAAGGCCCUUCAGCUUCGCUUCAGUUCUUAUGUUUCAUCAUCAGCAGCAGCUCUUAUAGGAACAAGCAGAAGCGGCAGAUCAGGAGAGCAGCAUGUCCAACCUCACCUCCGCGUCCGGCGGCCCCAACGCGCCGCCUCCUUCCCUGGCGCCGACGGCCUGUGGCAACAAGCGCAAGCGGAACCUCCCCGGCAACCCCGACCCUGAGGCGGAGGUGGUGGCGCUGUCGCCUGCGACGCUGAUGGCGACGAACCGUUUCGUGUGCGAGAUCUGCGGGAAGGGGUUCCAGCGGGACCAGAACCUGCAGCUCCAUCGGCGCGGGCACAACCUUCCGUGGAAGCUGAAGCAGCGCGGCACGGGCAAGGAGGCGCAGCGGAAGAAGGUGUACGUGUGCCCCGAGGCCUCGUGCGUGCACCACGACCCCGCACGCGCGCUGGGGGACCUCACCGGGAUCAAGAAGCACUUCUUCCGCAAGCACGGCGAGAAGAAGUGGAAGUGCGACAAGUGCUCUAAGAAGUACGCCGUGCACUCCGACUGGAAGGCGCACUCCAAGAUCUGCGGCACACGAGAGUACAAGUGCGACUGCGGCACCAUCUUCUCCAGGCGGGACAGCUUCAUCACGCAUCGCGCCUUCUGUGACGCGCUCACCGAGGAGAGCGCCAAGGCCAUCGGCCUCAACGCCAUGGCCGCCGCCGCGCCGGCGCACCACCAGCUACUCUUCUCGCCGCCGCCGCACCAGGUGAUGCAGCAGCACCAGGAGCUCGCCGCGCUCCAGGAACACCACCACCAGGAGGUCAUGCAGCCGCAGCAGCAGGUGCAAGCGCAGCCGCAUUGUAACUACGCCAUGAAGACGGAGAUGCCGCCGUGGCCAACGAUGCCCUACGACCACCACAGCCACCCGUUGCUGCAGCCACUCUGCAACGCCGCCGCGCAGAGCUCCGCCACGUCCGCACCGCCGCCGCCGCAGCAGCAGCAGCAGCUGCUGCCCACGGCCUCGGGGCACCUGUCGGCCACGGCGCUGCUGCAGAAGGCGGCGCAGAUGGGCGCGACCAUCGGCGGCGCCGGCGGAGGCGCGCACUACACCCAGAUGGCGGGCUCCGCGACGAGCGCUAUCGGCAGCGCCACCUUCGUGCUCGGCCUCCCGGGCCUGAACGGCCAGCAGGACGGGGUCAUGGGCGGGCUCGCAAGAACAGCCUCCCACGGCCGCAGCAGCGAGGACGGCGCCGGCGGGGGAGGCGACGGCAUGACGAGGGACUUCCUGGGGCUGCGCGCCUUCUCGCACCGCGACAUCCUAAGCCUCGCCGGCUUCGACUCGUCGUGCAUGGGCGCCGUGAACGCCAACGCCGACAUGAGCUGCUACGAGCCGCAGCAGCAUGGACAGGCGCAGCAACAGCAGCAGCAGCAAAGCAGCAACGAGCCAUGGAAUGGCAUGGGUAGCCAUAGCUAGCUAGCUACCCUCCAGCCCAGCUACUUCCUCUCAUCAGUCACCACCUUUCAUGUGAUCGCUCUGCAGAGCCAUAGCUUAGAGCUAGGGCCAGUGCUUGCUGGCUGCUGCUACUCAGCUAGUACGCCAUGCAUGCCUUUUGCGUUGGGUAAUCUCUUUCUCUCCUUUUGCUUCUCUGUUUAUGAUAUCUCAUGAUCUUGCAAGUUAAGCACGCGAGCCAUAGACCUGUUCGAUGUCUCAAACUCCCGAUGGAUAAUACAGCACGCAGGGAGUCUGUAAUUUUUUGGGUUUUGGGUUGGAGAAGAGAUCAACUGUAAACUAAGAAUCAAGGGAAAACCAAAGCUACGUGGCAGUAAUAAUAUAUACAUGCAUGCAUGCA